AUGCAGUCUCACCUUUUGGUUCCCCGAGGUGACCAGCUUCCCACUCGGAAGGCUGCCGUGUACGGUGUUGGCAUCGGUUUCAUGGCCUUUACUUCGAUCGUGGUGCUUUUGCGAUUAUGGGUCCGCAUCUUUAUGUUGCGCGCACUAGGGACAGACGAUGUCUUGAUGGUGGUGGGAACUAUCCUAACAUUUGGUUUAACAAUUGCCACCAUGAUUGGAACGCAGUACGGCAUCGGAAAACAUCUGGUCGACAUCAAUCUGGAGGACUACGAGUCAAUGUUCAAGUCGAUUUGGGCCACUCGUCUUCUUUAUACUGUUGGCAUGGGAUUCGUGAAAAUGUCUCUACUAUGGUUCUUCCUUCGCCUUGAUCAGCGCCGAUGGAUGAGAUGGUCAGUGUUCUUCGUGAUGUUCAUCGUGGUGGGACUAUCCUUCGCAAGCGCUAUCGGGUCCAUCGUCUCCUGCACUCCGCCGUCGAAAUUUUGGGAUGUCACGGGUGAAAAGCCGGGGCAUUGCAUGUCGCCCGGGCCACAACAGGACUUUUACGAGGUCAAUGGCAUUCUAAACAUUGUGACGGAUAUUCUCAUUUGGCUCUUACCUAUACCGAUGCUGUGGCGACUUCACAUCACUUUGCGCAAGAAAGCUGCUAUUUUUGGGGUGUUCUCCAUUGGUAUCCUUGCUCUUGCAGCUGCUUGCGUUCGCUAUGAUUUCGUGCUCAAGCUGGAGGGCAAUGAGGAUCAAUUCUAUCAUCUUGCCGAUUCACUCAACUGGUGCACCAUCGAGGUCUACGUCGCAAUCUUCUGCGGCUCGGCACCCUCCCUCUCCGUCCUCAUUAAAACCUAUGCACCACGCGUCUUCGGUACCUCCAAGGCACAGAAUUACGCCAGCAGCACACCCACUCCCGGACACAGCCUCGCGCAUCAUCGGCCCAAAGUCAAUCGGCAUCGACGCUUAGAAGACACCACGGGGCUAGGCAGCCAGGAUGCGAUCGUGCUGAACGAGCAGGAUCACGGCGGCAUCACGCUGAAGACCGAUAUUCACAUGGAAGUUACAGACGGGAACGGCGCUUAUGUGAAGGACAGCUCCAGUGACUUUGUUCGGGGGGCGUGA
This is a messenger RNA of Aspergillus melleus, 1107 nucleotides long. RefSeq lists its product as uncharacterized. The transcript is spliced from 9 exons. Lineage: Eukaryota; Fungi; Ascomycota; Eurotiomycetes; Eurotiales; Aspergillaceae. The record is from RefSeq and is a predicted model, not a curated record. Bases 1 to 1107 code for a protein of 368 amino acids.